This is a messenger RNA of Trichoplax adhaerens, 792 nucleotides long. RefSeq lists its product as uncharacterized. The transcript has 3 exons. Gene Ontology annotation, molecular function: protein binding. NCBI's taxonomy places the organism in Eukaryota, Metazoa, Placozoa, Uniplacotomia, Trichoplacea, Trichoplacidae. The annotation marks the transcript as partial. The record is from RefSeq and is a predicted model, not a curated record.
AUGAUGUUAGGCUCAAUUCAAAUAACCAGAGAAAAUCUUACCGGCAUAGAUGUAGCUGAGAUAGCUAUAUCGCUACGUAAAAAUGAAGUUACUUUACUCCUUUUACGUGAAUGUACUGUAACGGAUGCGGAUUUCGAAAAAUUGGCUAAUGCUCUUGCUCAAUGCAAAUCUAUCGUACAACUAACUCUCAAUAUUGGAAUUGUAUCCAACAUUCAACGUAUUGCCAUCCUGGCUAAAGUCCUGCAACUAAAUAAAUCUCUUCGACGUUUGCACCUACAUGGUUCUCCUCUUGGCAAUGAUGGUUUAGCUUGUUUAAUGCCAGGCCUACUAAUACAUCCAACUUUAACUGAUUUUGAUGCUGGAGAUUGUCAGCUUGGAGAUGAUGCUAUUCGGGAUAUUGCUACGUUGAUAAUUGAAAAGGAAAAAAGAAAGCAUCCUAUAACUGUUCUUACUCUCAGCGCGAAUCAAGAUGUUACUGCCAAAGGAUGGACUAGUCUGAUUGCAGCUGUAGCAACUGCUAGAUAUCUCCGAAGUCUUCACAUAGAUUAUACACGACUAGGAGAUUAUGGGGCCGGUAUCAUCGCUGUAAUGUUAGCUUCUAAUCGUUCAUUAAGACAGCUAGACAUUGAAGACACUGGCAUAACAGAUAAUGGAGCUGAACUUAUGCUACAUUCACUUUAUUCUUUUCCAACAUCGAUCUCAAACUUUAUUCUGGAUGAGAAUGAUAUACAUGAGGAGAUACUUAGUGAGAUUGAUAGCUGUUUAAAUCAUGAUCACGAAGACGAAAAUAUA